Molecule: messenger RNA, 2252 nt
Organism: Zootermopsis nevadensis
Lineage: Eukaryota; Metazoa; Arthropoda; Insecta; Blattodea; Termopsidae
Product: protein dj-1beta
Biological process (GO): glycolate biosynthetic process; response to oxidative stress; glyoxal metabolic process
Cellular component (GO): mitochondrion; nucleus; cytoplasm
Source: RefSeq, a predicted model, not a curated record
GGAACGAAUUGUCUGGUUAUACCUUUAACUUUAUAUGAUCGUAUGUGAUUAUGGUUUCUUUGCGGUGCUCAAUCAAUAAGUUGUUUGUAGAGUUUCAUCAUUGUGCCGUUCGUUCUUACUCUUCAAAGUUUUUUUCGACUUGCAAAAUGACAACUAAAUCAGCCCUUGUUUUGUUGGCAGAGGAAGCAGAAGAAAUGGAGCUUGUAAUAUCUGUUGAUAUUUUGCGUCGUGCAGGGAUCUCUGUUACGGUGGCAGGACUGGCAGGCUCGGAGCCUGUAAAGUGUAGCCGUGGUGUGGUUGUGUGCCCUGACUCUAGCCUUAAGGAUGCUGUGGAUAAUGCUCCAUUUGAUGUUAUUGUUCUGCCUGGGGGACUGGGAGGAGCAAGGAAUUUGGCUGCGUCUUCUGAGGUUGGCUUGCUCCUGCAGGAGCAAGAGAAAGCAGGCCGCCUGGUCGCUGCGAUCUGUGCUGCUCCAACUGCCCUGCUAGCCCACAAUGUUGGCAUUGGCAAGUCCCUUACAUCAUACCCGAUAUUCAAAGAGAAGUUGCAGGAAAAGUACUUUUACAAGGAGGACAAUGUGGUAGUGGACGAUAACUUAGUGACGAGCCGAGGCCCAGCCACGGCUUUUGACUUUGCUCUCGCCAUUGCCGAUAUUCUUCUGGGUGCUGGUACUUCUAAGCCAGUGGCUAAAGCAUUGCUCAAAGUCUGAACUGUAGCAAGUAGAAUGAAAUGUAUUACAUGGUUUGUGAUAUAUUUUGGGUGCUGAGGCAUCAGUAAAGUGUUGCAAACAAACAAGAAAAUGUCUUGUUUCCCAUUUGUGAGGUCUUCUUGCUGUUCACAAACUCUCAAGACUAGAAGUGUUGGUUUUGUUGUGUUAAGCAAAGUUCUGUGCCUACCACGAAGCCUAGAGUUAAGAAUAUGUAAAGCUCUACCUCCUACAGUUCUUCAUGGUGUGGUACUUAGGUGUACCAUGGGGCAUACAGAGGAAAAGGUAUGUGUAAUGAAGAUCAUGUUACUGAUAAGCUAAAAUACCGUAACUCCUCACGUUGGCCAGAACUUGCCAUACUGGUCUUUGCUAGCAUUUCCAUAGUCAAUACAAGGUUUAUUCUGAAGCUGAAAGUUUAUACACAGAAAAAUGGGAUAUCUCUAAAUGUGUUUACUAUUUUGUUUGUGGUAAGUCCAUGGUACAGUGUGAAGCCAUCAUUUGGCUGUUUGAGAAAUUUCCUGUUUUUGUAUUAUUUCAAAGUUAGAUUUGAGGUUUUCAAGAUGACAUGAAUAUAGAUUAUGAGCUAGGUUGUUAAUGGUAUAGUAUUUAGAUGUGUGCCAACAUUCCAGAGAAAGAUACCGAGUGCAUUAUCAGGGCUGCAGUUAAGAGUGUUAGGAAGUGUUUGAUUAAUACAAGGAUAUGCGACAGAUCUACCCCAGGAAGUGGCCAGUCAGAGCACUGAGGUAUGCUCCAAAAAGGACUCUGUGCUAUAGGCAGGGUCUCACAAAUUGUGUAAGGGCUGAUAAAAUGUGAAAAAUAUGGUAUUUGUGUCCACUAAAUUAUAUUUAAUUUCUGAUGCAAGGAGAAAUCUAGGUUAUAUAUGCAAGUGACAUGAUCCCUGCCUCUGAUGCUGUCUUCUGAUCAGUGUUCCUCUAUUAUGUCAUGCAGAAGUUUGUAAGGGUUUAUGUUUUGUUAGGGAAAGUCUCAAGUUUUUUGGUAGUGGAUUGUUAAAAAGGAAAGAGAUAUCAUCAUUAGACCUUCAGGUUUGACUUUUAUUAUAUAAGAAUAAAGGAUUUGAACCCUGGUACUGAAGGGGCUGAUGGCCAUACUUUAAGUACGUGGUUAAUAAUUUAAUGUUGGGCUAAUGCAACCCACAGCCAGCUGGACCUGGCUUAAGCAGUGACAACUGAUUAAUAUGUAAUAGACUUAAAGCAAUUAAGUUUUUGGACAUUGUCUAUUGUCUUGAAUUUUUUUGUUAAAAACAUGGCAUUGCAGAGACUGGAAUCUGUCUCUCUCCUCAAGUAAAUAACUUCUCCACUGGGCCCAAUUGAUAGAGCUAGUCCAUAUCUCCGAUAGAGCAUCCAGAGUUAGGGACUGGCUCUAUCAAUCAAGACGAUGGAUAACAUCCAGAUUUAGUUUGUAUUCUUAACUGUAAUGCUCCCUCUACCACUGGAUCCAAUUCACAAUUUUUUUCUGUAAAAUAAUCCACCUAUAUGCUUUACAGCAGAUGAAUCCCAUGAAAAUAAAAAAAAAUGGCUGUUAUUUUGA